This is a messenger RNA of Dufourea novaeangliae, 533 nucleotides long. It is a transcript of the gene Taf13, whose product is annotated as transcription initiation factor TFIID subunit 13. Gene Ontology annotation, biological process: transcription by RNA polymerase II. The record is from RefSeq and is a predicted model, not a curated record. The transcript has 4 exons. Gene Ontology annotation, molecular function: protein heterodimerization activity. Lineage: Eukaryota; Metazoa; Arthropoda; Insecta; Hymenoptera; Halictidae. The coding region runs from base 119 to 490 and encodes 123 amino acids. Gene Ontology annotation, cellular component: transcription factor TFIID complex.
AGGAAGUUGAAGCUAAUUCAACUGAUUUCAUUCCGUAGCUUGCUUGCUUUCAAUUAGUUGUUUGUACUAAAUUCAUAUCGAAUUUAUAAAAAAUAAAGUUGUCAAUUUGUAAAAAAUUAUGGUUACAGAAGAGGGUUUUGAACAGUUCGAAGAUGAAGAAGCCGAAAUUCCGAUUGGUGGAACUUUACCCGGAGGUAGAAAACGAUUGUUUUCAAAAGAAUUGCGCUGUAUGAUGUACGGUUUUGGAGACGAUCAAAAUCCAUAUACAGAGAGUGUGGACUUAUUAGAAGAUUUAGUUAUUGAGUUUAUUACCGAAAUGACACACAGAGCUAUGGAAAUUGGACGUACUGGUCGUGUUCAAGUGGAAGACAUAGUAUUCUUGGUUAGAAAAGAUCCAAGAAAAUAUGCGAGGGUAAAGGAUCUUUUAACAAUGAAUGAAGAAUUAAAGAAAGCUAGAAAAGCAUUUGAUGAAGUUAAAUAUGCAGAAUAACAUCAUUGAGACUUACUCCUUGGUAUGAAGAACCACACAACCC